Cyprinodon variegatus (sheepshead minnow) is the source of this 881-nucleotide messenger RNA. RefSeq names its product Y+L amino acid transporter 1-like. Gene Ontology annotation, biological process: amino acid transmembrane transport. The transcript has 8 exons. The record is from RefSeq and is a predicted model, not a curated record. The annotation marks the transcript as partial. Gene Ontology annotation, cellular component: membrane. Gene Ontology annotation, molecular function: L-amino acid transmembrane transporter activity. Lineage: Eukaryota; Metazoa; Chordata; Actinopteri; Cyprinodontiformes; Cyprinodontidae.
GUAUAUUGAUCUUCAUAAACUGUGCUUAUGUGAAGUGGGGGACUCUGGUCCAGGACAUCUUCACGUAUGCAAAACUCAUGGCUCUAUUCCUCAUCAUCAUUGUUGGAAUCCUGAAAAUGGCAGCAGGAGACAUAAAUAGUUUUGAGAGUCCAUUCGAAGGGUCAUCGACGGAGCCUGGAGCCAUAGCUCUGGCUCUCUACUCCGCUCUGUUCUCCUACUCAGGCUGGGAUACGCUCAACUUCGUCACAGAGGAAAUUAAGAACCCUGAGAGCUGUACUUUUGGAAAUGCAGUACUUGGUCCGUUUCACUGGAUCGUCCCCGUGUCCGUGGCCAUGUCCUGCUAUGGAGGACUCAACGCUUCUGUCAUUGCUGCUUCACGGCUGUUCUUUGUUGGAGCUAGGGAGGGCCACCUCCCCGACAGUCUGAGCCUGAUCCACCUGAAGCGGUACACACCAGUACCUGCUCUGCUCUUCAAUGGACUCAUGGGUUUGAUCUUCCUGUGUGUGGAGGACGUGUUCCAGCUUAUUAACUACUUCAGCUUCAGUUACUGGCUCUAUGUUGGUCUCUCUGUUGCUGGCCUCAUCUACCUGCGCAUCAACCAGCCGGACAGGCACAGACCAGUCAAGCUCAGCUUGUUCUUCCCCAUCGUCUACUGCAUGUGCAGCCUCUUCCUGGUCAUCGUCCCUCUGUAUGGAGACACCAUCAACUCUCUCAUAGGGAUCAGCAUUGCUCUGUCUGGAGUGCCGGUUUAUUAUGUCACCAUUUAUCUACCGGAGGACAGGAAGCCCCGAUUCAUACGCAAACUCAACGGGUGGACUUCGCCUCUCACCCAUAGACAGCUGGAGAUGGACAGCAGCGCCCCUCGCCACCCCAGCAGGUGA